AUCAGUCAGUGCUCCCGUCUCAUCAUCUGGUAUAUUUGCCGUUAUCAGAGCGAAAGAAAUUUUCUGUUAUAUUAUCCUUUUUCUGGAUUAAAGAAAAACAAUGAACCGAAAAGAAGAAUAUGACUCCUACGAGAUUGAGGAACCGAGUGACGAAGAGAGAGCAGUCAGCUCUGAAGAUGAGCUCGACAUUCUUCUUAAUGGAACUCCAGAUCAGAAGAAGAAGCUCAUCCGAGAGUAUUUGACUGGGGAAAGCGAGUCAUCCAGUGGCGAUGAGUUUGAGAAAGAGAUGGAGGCAGAGCUGAGCAGCACUAUGAAAUCCAUGGAGUGCAACUGGAACUUUCCAUCAACUCAAGGUGAGACCUCUCAAACCGGUGGCAAUGCUGCAACACAAAACAUGGCAAGAACGCACCCUCAGCAGUAUGACAACAUAUACUUUGAUUCAGAUUCAGAUGAAGACAGCCAAGCCGGUGUCUCCCAGAGUCAGAGGAGAAAGCAGCGUCUUAAACCUACAAAUGAUGAGCUGUUAUAUGACCCAGAUGAAGAUGAUCGGGAUCAGGCAUGGGUAGAUGCCAGAAGAAAAGAGUACAGAAGCCACAGAAGGGCCACAUCAUCUACAGACAAAAGAAACAAAUCUCGCCCUCUCCCGAGCAGUGAUGCUGUCCUCAAUUGUCCUGCAUGUAUGACCACACUAUGUCUGGACUGUCAGAGACAUGAGAAGUAUAGGACGCAGUACCGAGCCAUGUUUGUGAUGAACUGUACAGUGAGUAAGGAUGAAGUGCUGAAGUAUAAAUCAGCCAAACAGAAGAACCGACGCAGGAAGAAAGGUCAUCAAGGCUCUGUGGCCACAUCUACAUCCACAGAGACAAAGGCAGAGGCAGGUCUGACUGAUUCCAGACUGAGUGGAAUGGAUGAGGAAGAGAUAUAUCAUCCAGUCAAAUGUACAGAGUGUUCUACCGAAGUGGCUGUGUUUGAUAAAGAUGAGGUCUACCAUUUUUUCAACAUCCUCGCAAGCCACAGCUGAAGAGAUAAUGUGUGUGACACAGGACUCCAGACAGCCUUUAUUCCUAAAAUCACUGUCUACAGGUUGAUUAUGAAACGCAGGUGAGAAUAAGGGAAUGUUGUAGAAAAGGAUUUAAUCUGUUUUUCACUUCUGUAUUCAUGGACGUUAAUGUAAAAUAUGUGUAAAAAGUUUUUACAAUUAGUUUUUUUUUUUGAUUUACAAAUAGAUUUACGUGUAUUUCUUUCUUUUUUUUUACUUUAAGUGAUGCAGGACAUUUGAUAUAGUCUUACAUUGAAUGAAAAAGUAGGAAUAAUAUCUCACAAACAGUUACAAGCAAACAGACUCUGUGUUAGUCACUUCUUGCAUUAUUUAAAUAAAUCUUUUUUUGAGA
This is a messenger RNA of Colossoma macropomum (tambaqui), 1391 nucleotides long. RefSeq names its product e2f-associated phosphoprotein (gene eapp). Bases 101 to 1021 code for a protein of 306 amino acids. The record is from RefSeq and is a predicted model, not a curated record. Lineage: Eukaryota; Metazoa; Chordata; Actinopteri; Characiformes; Serrasalmidae. Gene Ontology annotation, biological process: positive regulation of cell population proliferation. Gene Ontology annotation, cellular component: nucleus. The transcript is spliced from 6 exons.